Messenger RNA from Emericellopsis cladophorae, 5829 nucleotides. RefSeq names its product Dicarboxylic amino acid permease-like protein. The coding region runs from base 1 to 5829 and encodes 1942 amino acids. Gene Ontology annotation, biological process: transmembrane transport. NCBI's taxonomy places the organism in Eukaryota, Fungi, Ascomycota, Sordariomycetes, Hypocreales, Bionectriaceae. Gene Ontology annotation, cellular component: membrane. The transcript is spliced from 19 exons. The record is from RefSeq and is a predicted model, not a curated record. Gene Ontology annotation, molecular function: transmembrane transporter activity.
AUGGACUCGACUGGUGUCCAGAAAAGACCUGAGGGCAACGCCAACCUGGAGACGUCCUCCACCGAGAAGAAUCUUCACGACACAGAUGUCGCCCUAGGCUCGACCGAGGUUGAGUCGGCCGGCUUCGACUUUGCGCGGACCAAGAAGCUGUUACGGAAAUGCGACAAGGCGCUUCUACCGUUUCUGGCGCUGCUGUACCUGCUCUCGUUCCUAGACCGCACCAACGUUGGCAACGCCAAGCUGGCUGGCUUGGAAGAAGACCUGAACAUGAAUGGGAAAUGGGAUUACAAUGUUGCUGUGUCCAUGUUUGUGAUCCCCCUGAAAUGUGACCCGUCCAACAUGGCCAUGAAGCGAUUCCGCCCAUCGAUCUGGAUCCCCUCCAUCAUGGUCGCCUGGGGCUUCUGCACCAUCAUGCUGGGUGUCGUGCACAACUAUGCCGGCCUUUUGGCAUGUCGCGCAGCUUUAGGUCUGGCCGAAGGUGGCCUGUUCCCUGGCAUCACCUACUACAUCACCAUGUGGUACAGACGACACGAGUGCGGCCUGCGCAUGGCCAUCUUCUUCUCCGCCGCCACGGCCGCCGGUGCAUUUGGUGGCCUGCUCGCAUUUGGCAUCAUGCAGAUGGAUGGCACGGCAGGUCUCGGGGGCUGGAACUGGAUCUUCAUCCUCGAGGGCAUUGCGACAUAUGUAGCCAUCACCGCCUUCUGGGUCAUGUACGACUACCCGGCGACCGCCAAGUUCCUCGAAAAGGAGGAAAAGGCCGAGAUUGUGCGCCGGCUGGAGCACGACCGCAGCGUGCUCUCGGACGAGUUCAAGAUCCAGUUCAUGUGGGACGCCUUCAAGGACUGGAAGAUCUACGUCCACAUGCUCAUCACCAUUGGCAUCUACACGCCGCUGUACUCCAUCUCGGUCUUUAUGCCGUCCAUCGUCAAGGGUCUGGGCUUCAGCAACGAGAUCGCGCAGCUCAUGACGGUGCCGCCGUACUUUGUCGCCUGCCUCUUCACCAUUGGCGGCGGCUGGCUCGCGGAUCGACACGGGCAGCGCGGUAUCUACAUGAUGGGCUUCUGCCUCGUGGCGAUGAUCGGCUUUGCCAUCCUAGCGGGCGCGGACAACCUCGGGGCCAAGUAUUUUGGCUGCUUCCUCAUUGCGUCGGGCAUCUACCCCAACGUGCCACAGGGUGUGGCAUGGAACGGCAACAACAUUGGCGGCUCGCUGAAGCGCGGCGUCGGCAUUGCCAUGCACGUUGGUUUCGGCAACCUUGGAGGUGCUGUCGCAGGCUUCGUGGUGCGCGCGCAAGAGGCGCCUCACUACCGCUCUGGACACCUCACACUGCUUGCCACCACAACCAUGAGCUUUGUUCUCUCGGGGUUCAUGACAUGGUAUCUGCGCCGGGAGAAUGCGCGUCGGGAGCGCGAGCACAAGGCUCCCACGGAGUACACGUACGAGGAGAAGCUCACGCACAAGGAGGAUGGCGACAACGCGCCAUUUUUCAGACCCCACGAAGCGUACGCCAGACCAGAGAUCUGGCAUGCUCUUCACGAGAGGCAUUCCAAGAAUAAGAUGACGAGCCCCCAAGAGGACCUGGACCCUCGCCAGGCCUCCGACGCGUCUCCCCUCCUCCAUGGCCACGCUCGCCACCACGAUGAGCCGGACUCGUACAAUGGCGACCUUCUCACCACCGCAGAAACGCGCAAUCUCGCACGGGGUCUUUCCCAGCGUCACCUCUCCAUGCUCGGCAUCGCCGGCGCCAUUGGCACGGGUCUCUUCCUCGGUCUCGGCGGGGCCGUCCAGUCCGGCGGUCCUCUCGGCGCGCUCCUCGGGUACGCGACCAUCGGCCUCGUCGUCUGCGCCGUGCAGUUCGCCCUCGGCGAGACGGCGGCUCUCCUACCCGUCACGGGCAGCUUCGUCCGACACGCCGAGUUCCUCGUCGACCCGGCGCUUGGCGUCGCGCUGGGCUGGAAUCUCGUCUAUGGCAACUGCCUGUCCAUCCCGAGCGAGAUCACGGCCAUUUGCGUGCUGUUCCAGUUCUGGACGGAUGCCAACCCGGCCAUCUUCAUUGUCCUCUUCAUCGCGCUCACCGUGGUCGUCGGCUUUGCGCGCAUCAGGGUCUUUGGCGAGGUCGAAUACGUCUUCGCCUGGAUGAAGACCCUUCUCGUCAUCUUCCUCGUCCUUCUCGGCGUCGUCAUCGCCUCUGGCGGCAUCUCGGGUACGCCCGCCACGGGAUUCAACUACUGGCGCGAUCCAGGUCCGUUCGUCGAGUUCAUCGCACCUGGUCAUCUGGGUCAGUUUCUGGGAUACUGGCAGGCGUUGGCCGGGGCGGUGUUCUCGUUCGCGGGAGUCGAGAGCAUCGCCAUGGCGGCGGCCGAGACGCAGAACCCGCGCAAGGCGAUCCCUGCCGCGUGCAAGCAGGUCUUUCUGCGCAUCUUCCUGUUCUACAUGCUGGCCAUCUUCGUGGUGGGCCUCCUGGUGGCGAGCAACGACCCGCGACUGGAUGGAUCCUCGGGGACAGCUGCGCAGAGCCCGUUUGUCAUUGCCGCAUCGGCCGCUGGGAUCCCCCUGGUCCCAUCUAUUGUGAAUGCCGUGGUGAUCACCUCUGCAUGGUCAGCCUCGAAUCAGGCCCUCCUCUCUGGGACGCGUGUGCUGUACGGGUUAGCCCUCAAAGGCCAGGCGCCGCGUGUCUUCUUGCGCACGACGAGCUGGGGCACGCCGUACAUGUGCGUCCUUGUGUUUGUGGGUGGCAUGAUGCUCAGUUUCCUCAGUCUGUCGAGCGAUGCGAUAACAGUUUUCUGGUGGUUUGUGGACCUGACGGCCGCUGGGGUGCUGGUGAGCUGGACGGCCAUCUUGGGCAACCACAUCAGGAUGAGGAAGGCCUUCAAGGUGCAAGGGAUACCGGAGUCGAGGUUACCAUGGUACAACUGGUGGACAGAGUACUCGUCCCACGCAGCACUGGUCAUGUGCGUCACGAUCCUGUUGACGAGUGGCUUCGCCGUCUUCACGCCUGGUAACUGGGACCCCAGCCAAUUUGUGUCUUCCUAUCUGGACAUUCCUCUCGUUGCCGGUGCAUUCUUUCUUUGGAAAAAUUGGAAGAAGACAAGCAUCGUGUCCCUCAAGCAGAUACCGAUAUCUGCCGCUUUGGAACAGGCCGAGGGAUCGAAGUGUGCAGCUAUCACCCCGGUUACGAUGGCGGCGCACCAAGAAGACAAUGACCAGCGCCUGAGCGCAGAGCAGCACCGGCUCCAGCACCAGCCGACCCACGACGUCGAGAAGCUCAACUCGACGCACCAGGAGGACGAUGUCAUUGACAAGAGCGAUCCCGUCCGCGAGGAACACUACUCGGGCGCCGUGGCCAAGUCGUCCGCCGAGGAGAUCAAGCUGGUCCGCCGUCUCGACCUCUUCCCCAUGCCCACCCUCUGGAUCAUGUACUUUCUCAACUACCUCGACCGCGCCGCCAUCACGCUCGCCCGCCUCAACGGUAUCCAGGACGACCUCGGCCUCGAGGGCUCGCAAUCCCGUCCAACAUGGCCCCUGACCCGCGUCCGCCCCUCGUGGUGGAUGGGCUCCUUUAAGAUCGCCUGGGCCGUCGUCAGCGCCCUCACCGCGCUCGCCAACGACUAUGUUAGCAUUGUCCUCACACACUUCUUCCUUGGCGCCGUCGAGGCCCCCUUCUACCCGGGCGCCCUGUUCUUCGCCCUCAUCGCUUGCUUCACGCUCCCCGACGCGCCUCUGCAGAUACGCUGGUUGACUCCAGAGCAGCGUCAGCUCGCACACGACCGUGUGCUCCAAGACACGGUUGGCCAGCGCACCGACGCCUCCAUGUGGAGCGGCUUCAAGGAGGCGCUGCUCGAUCCCAAGGUGUGGGUGUUCAUCUUCAGGCAGCACGUGCACCUAGGCACCAACGGCUUCAAGAAUUUUUUCCCCACCAUUGUCAACACCCUCGGCUUCAGCACCACCGUGACCCUCGUCCUCACCUGCCCGCCCUACCUCAUCGCCGGCGGCAUCUCCAUCUUCUGGGCGAGAUCGUCCGGCCACUUCAACGAGCGCACGUGGCACAUUACCAUUGCCAAGUGCGUGGCCAUCCUGUGCUUUGCGCUCGCCUGCGCGACCCUGAACGUGGGUGCGCGGUACUUUGCCAUGGUCGUCUUCACCGUCGGCACGUACUGCGUCAACUCGAUCCUGCUCGGCUGGGUGGGCAGCAGCUGCGGCGAGACGAGGGAGAAUAAGGCGGCCGCGCUCGCCAUUGUCAACGUCAGCGCCACCCUGAGCUUUGUGUGGACGUCGAACGUCGUACGCCUCGAGGAGAAGGUCAGGGAAUCGACGGCCGAGAAGGAUGCGCUGCAGGGCGAGCUGAGACGCCAACGCCAACGUCCGCAACAUGAUCAGAGCAGCGGAAUCAGUCCAGAGACGCCAUCAGCCUCCUAUGCUGCGACAUCGUCGACACCGCAGGGUGUUGGAGGAGACGUGGCUGAUCAAGUCGUCCACCUAUCCCUCAUUGCUGGAGGCGGACAGCACUUUGUCGGGUCUACCAGCGGUCUUCUGCUCGCGAAUCUCCUCCAGUCACGCCCACAGGGCCCUUCAUCUCUCGACGCAGCAUCCGCCUGGCAGCCUUUGCAAAGCGAUGGCCAUGCGACAUCCAGUCUCCCCCCGAAGCCGCUGGCGCAGGAUCUCCUCGCGGCGUACUGUAGCCACGACCAUCUCUGCUACCCUUUUCUCUCCACAAAGGCCCUCCAUCGGUCUCUGGAUCUCGUAUAUGACACGGACAAACCCGGCCCCGUGGACGCCUCCUUUGUCGACAUGACACUCGCCAUUGGCACAGCACAGCUCGCGGACGUGCUCGCGGACGUGCUCGCGCGCGACGGCAUCGCGAGGCCCGGACGUGCCUCGGCGUACGUCCUGCGUGAUGAGCAGUCUGAAGGCUCUGGCGCAGCGGAAGAGAUGGAGGUCAAGAGACGUUGUUUCUGGAGGCUCGUCGCGCUGGACACAAGCCUCGCUCUCGGCAGGCCCUUUACCAUACAGCUGGACGAUGUUGAGGUUGACCUCCCGCACUUUGAUUCGUUGCCAAAAGGAGACGUCGUCGCGCCGCAGAGCUCCUUGAACUUGACAGGCGCGGAGUAUGGCACGCCGCAGUGGCACAUGGCGAUUUCCAUCUUUGCACACAUUGUGCGCUACCGACUCAUCUGCGGCACGAUCAUGACCUCGCUUCAUCGCAAUGCCAACAAAAAGCACAACACCUAUUGCUCUUCGACUCACACGGAUCACGAGGCCGUUUGCGAGACGCUCUCUCGUGAGUUGCAAUCCUGGCUCUCGCAGACGGCUGACCUUCCACUGUCGAUAUAUCUCUACGCGACACUGUACCGCAGCGGGAUCUUGAACUAUAGCUGGAUCACCAUGCAGACCGUCUUCAUGUCGGGACUGUCGUACAUUUACGCAUUGAGAAAACGCCUGCAGGAAGAGGGAGCCCGUCUUUCGAGCGAACCCAGUAUCGGCCAGGUGGUCAACCAUACGAGAGCCUGCUCAAAGGUCCUGGUCGCCGUUUCCGAGCGGUGGGUUAUGGCACAUACGUGCUCAGAGCUGUUUGAUCGGCUGAGCGGUGCCUUCGUGGCGGACGUGGUCGAGGUCGGAACGUCUUCUUCGCAUCAGCAGCAGGACGUCAGCAUGUACGGCCAGACGGUAGUGGCGCCUAGAUUCGUCAAUAUGACCGUGGACAGCACCCUCAGGGAUUGCUUCCCCGAUCUACAGAAUCUGGGGUAUGAUCAGUACCACACCGAUGCCAUUGCGCAGCUAUCACAGGACUGGUUCUUUGGUAUUGGCGAUCCGGACGGGCGGUACUACUAG